AUGGCCGUCGACUGCAUGCCGAUGGCUUCGCUCCAUCACCCUCACCAUCCCUACAACCAACCAUCCAGCCGUCGGACCAACUUUAGCAGCAACAAUCCGUAUGCCCGUUUCGCUUCACCCUCGGGCUCCCACGCUCCAUCGCGGCGCUCAUGCUCUGCCUCCGAAACCGUGCGUUCCGCACCUUCCAUGUGGUGGGACGGCACAGCGGAGCACUAUCCGGUAGAGCCGAAAAAGCGACGAGAGAGCCAGAGUUCCGUACCUCGCCGCAGCAAGUCGCAACGAAUUUAUUCGCGCAACUCUAUGCUUGUCAACCCGGACAUUAUUGACCAGCUGGAUAACGUCACCUCCUACUCUUACCAUCAUGAGGGUCCUUACGAUGCAGUUUGCGCCGAGCGCAACCUUGACAGCAAGCACAGCCCUCUUGAGGCCGUCAGGGAGUCUAACGAAGAGGCACUCCGUGCAACGCCCAAAGACAAAAUUACCGACUGUCUGAACAGCCACCGGCCACUGGAUGGAACUGCGUUUUUCCCGCCUGGUCACACCGAUAUCAACGGGGAGACAUACGAUUAUGAAGAAGGCUCGAAUGUGGUUCGGAGUGACUAUGGUCUUGGUGGAUAUAUGCGCCAGACACAAGAUAGAUACAGCGAUGACGAAAUCAAGAAUGACCCAUUCUACCUCCGUCCUCUCUCCAACCCCUUCAGCCAGCUGAAGAAGAAGCUGAGCCUCCGCAAGGGCAAGCGUCGCGGCAGUGCUUAA
This is a messenger RNA of Penicillium maclennaniae, 756 nucleotides long. RefSeq lists its product as uncharacterized. Gene Ontology annotation, cellular component: cytoplasm. Lineage: Eukaryota; Fungi; Ascomycota; Eurotiomycetes; Eurotiales; Aspergillaceae. The record is from RefSeq and is a predicted model, not a curated record. The transcript has 2 exons. Bases 1 to 756 code for a protein of 251 amino acids.